Messenger RNA from Juglans regia (Persian walnut), 928 nucleotides. RefSeq lists its product as uncharacterized. Lineage: Eukaryota; Viridiplantae; Streptophyta; Magnoliopsida; Fagales; Juglandaceae. The transcript has 2 exons. The coding region runs from base 369 to 653 and encodes 94 amino acids. The record is from RefSeq and is a predicted model, not a curated record.
ACAACUCAGUCCAGCGAGGCUUUCUACAGUUCACACGCAAAGUUGCAAACUAUACCAAAUAUUUUUCCAUACCAAAUAUUCAUCUCUCUCUCUCUCUCUCUCGAUCUAUCUAAAUAAGCUAACUAUUUGUGGUCAUCGCGUGAAUGGUGUCUGUUAAUGGUUCGGCCCGGUGAAAGAUCUUCAAGCCGAGUCUUGCGGAGAUGGAUUAGGCGCGCACACGCAUAGCAAACAGAAAGAAAAACCCAAAAAAAAGUUGAAAAAAAACGUAAAUCUAACGAUACCCUUCAGCUCCCACAUUCACCUCGCGAAGAUCUCAUUUUCCCUUUUUCCUCAACAGCAGGUUGGCUGAGAAAGGCAGUGCAUAAGCCAUGGUUCUUGACAGCAUUCUAGCUUCUCCUCAUCGUAGGUCACCAUCAUUCAGGAAGCAAUUCCCGCGGGAUGAUCCAUUGAGCUGGGCAACACUCCUCCAAAGGCACCGUUUUCUCUUAACAGCUCUAGCUCUCCUGGCAUUCCUAUGCACUGUUUAUCUUUAUUUUGCUGUCACGUUGGGGGCUACUGGGUCAUGUUCUGGUUUGACCGGAGCUCAAAAAGCAUUGUGUCGUCUGGAGCAUGCAAAGGCUUCUGUGGCUAAGGGAAAAUUGAAAAUCCUUUGACAAGAGGAUGAAAAUGAAUAGUUGGAAAGUUUUUACCUUCAUUGGUUCUUCUUAUUUAUAAAGGGAUUUAAGUAGAUAUACUAUUAAGUUGUAACAGGUGUUGUACUGAUUUUGAACUCAAUGGUCCGGAGAUGGCAGUGAAAUCCGAUUAAUUACAUACAAGAAAUGUAUCAAGAUUUUCAUUUUGAAACCAUGUGUAACGACUUUGGUUUGAAGGAGCUGAUGCUAUUUCCUUUGAAGAAUUUUUACGAUAAAAAAUUCCGCUUGUAAUUUAC